Sarcophilus harrisii (Tasmanian devil) is the source of this 2934-nucleotide messenger RNA. It is a transcript of the gene AP1M1, whose product is annotated as adaptor related protein complex 1 subunit mu 1. Gene Ontology annotation, cellular component: clathrin adaptor complex; clathrin-coated vesicle. The record is from RefSeq and is a predicted model, not a curated record. The transcript is spliced from 12 exons. Gene Ontology annotation, molecular function: clathrin-cargo adaptor activity. Gene Ontology annotation, biological process: intracellular protein transport; vesicle-mediated transport. The coding region runs from base 162 to 1433 and encodes 423 amino acids. NCBI's taxonomy places the organism in Eukaryota, Metazoa, Chordata, Mammalia, Dasyuromorphia, Dasyuridae.
ACGAGGGCCGUUCUCCUAGGCCGGACAUAACGGUUCCAGGGCGGAAGUGGAAGUGAGGUGCCGCGGUCGGGCGCGCCCGCCUGCUCGCCCCGGUGCCGCCGCCUCUCGCUGCCGCGCCUCGCCCUAGACCUCGCUCUCUCCCCGCCGCCGCCGCCGCCGCCAUGUCGGCCAGCGCCGUGUAUGUGCUAGAUCUAAAGGGCAAGGUGCUUAUUUGUCGGAAUUACCGAGGAGAUGUGGACAUGUCAGAGGUGGAGCAUUUCAUGCCAAUCCUUAUGGAAAAGGAAGAAGAAGGGAUGCUAUCUCCCAUCUUGGCCCAUGGAGGAGUUCGUUUUAUGUGGAUUAAACACAACAAUUUGUAUUUGGUCGCAACAUCUAAGAAGAAUGCCUGUGUGUCUCUGGUGUUUGCCUUUCUUUAUAAGGUAGUACAGGUAUUUUCUGAAUAUUUUAAAGAGUUGGAAGAAGAGAGCAUUCGUGAUAAUUUUGUAAUAAUAUAUGAAUUACUAGAUGAAUUAAUGGAUUUUGGAUACCCUCAAACUACUGACAGCAAAAUUUUGCAAGAAUAUAUCACUCAGGAAGGCCACAAACUAGAAACUGGAGCUCCCCGUCCACCAGCCACUGUCACCAAUGCUGUGUCUUGGAGAUCCGAGGGAAUCAAGUAUAGAAAGAAUGAAGUGUUCCUGGAUGUCAUAGAAUCUGUUAAUCUCUUGGUCAGUGCCAAUGGGAACGUCCUUCGUAGUGAAAUUGUAGGCUCCAUUAAGAUGAGAGUGUUUCUCUCAGGGAUGCCAGAAUUGCGCCUGGGUCUCAACGACAAAGUUCUCUUUGACAAUACAGGGCGUGGAAAAAGUAAGUCAGUGGAGCUGGAAGAUGUGAAAUUCCAUCAGUGUGUACGUCUUUCCCGCUUUGAAAAUGACCGGACAAUUUCUUUCAUUCCUCCCGAUGGAGAGUUUGAACUGAUGUCUUAUCGCCUCAAUACCCAUGUAAAGCCCUUGAUAUGGAUCGAAUCUGUAAUUGAAAAACAUUCCCACAGCCGCAUCGAGUACAUGAUUAAGGCAAAGAGCCAGUUUAAGCGUCGAUCUACUGCUAACAAUGUGGAGAUCCACAUUCCCGUGCCCAACGAUGCUGACUCACCUAAGUUCAAAACCACAGUGGGAAACGUCAAGUGGGUCCCAGAGAACAGUGAAAUUGUUUGGUCAAUUAAAUCCUUCCCGGGAGGGAAAGAGUAUCUGAUGAGAGCUCAUUUUGGCCUGCCCAGCGUUGAAGCUGAGGACAAAGAAGGAAAACCACCCAUAAGUGUCAAGUUUGAAAUUCCAUACUUCACCACCUCAGGGAUACAGGUGCGUUACUUGAAGAUCAUUGAGAAAAGUGGUUACCAGGCAUUGCCUUGGGUUCGGUAUAUCACCCAGAAUGGAGACUAUCAACUCCGAACACAAUGAGGUUUCUCUGCCAGCCCAGAUGACAAACAUCUUCAGGCCUAGAAUGUGUUUGUAAGAAUUUCUCGUACUGAAGACUGUCAACGUCUUGCCUUCAGUGGCAACUUUGGUAAAUCUGAACAAACUGAGAAGAGAGAAUUAAAUAGAUAUUUAUUGACUUUGUUACCCAGCAUUAUAUGCCCUUACCAUGACUAUGUGGGUAUUUUUUCAUCAUUUGUACAUAUUGUUUCUGCUGUUACCAGCUGUUCAAAUUAAGUGUCACACUUUGUCCCAAAUAGGCAGGAACACAGGAAUAAUCUUAGAAUUAAUUCCCCUUUUCAUUCCAGCCCAAACCAGUUUUGGAAGGAGACAAAAGCCCCAUUUUAGAUAAAAUGCUCUUUUCUGAUGUGAUAUGAGCUUGGUGCUAAUCCAAAAGAAUGAUGUUAGUUUUGCCAAAAUAACUUCUAGGGCUGUCACUCCUCCUUACUGGAAAUUUGGUAUCAGCACCAGUGAAGGAGCACCAAGCAGAAAUUUAGGGAAAAAAAUAUGUUCUGAAAGUUUGUCCUUGGAAAUCUAGCCCAUGAUGGAGGGCAUCAUCGGGCAAAGCUUUGGAGGCACGUGCACAGAUAUCCACCCCUCUCACCACACACAUUGGCUUCCAAAAUGCCUCAGAGCUGGGAGUCUAGAGUAUAAGGAAUGAGGGAGAGAGAAGGCCAGCACUGAAUGUUUACAGAGCAUGUGCUGCCUGCUUUCAGGCUGCCAGAACUCAUUUUACCAGGACAUUGUCAGGAUAGUGAAGUGACUCAUGGUCACACUACCCACCAUCCUCCCCGUCCCUACCCCAAAACAACACAUAGAGUUCGUAAGGAUGAACUUAAACGUAGAGAAAAUGAGAUCGUACCUGAGACUAGAGUUACUGAUUCCAUGUAGUCUUGUCAGAGAAGCCAAAUAAAGAAGCUUGUUCAUUUACCCUUUUUUAGUUCAGGUAAAACUUUUAGGUCCUUCUGACCCUUUCAAAAUCCAUCGCCCCUUUUGGUCACAGCCACGCCAAAAGGUUCAUAGGUUGUGUGUGCCUUCAGUCCAGGGGCUCCACUGAGUCUUGCAUUUCGCAUGUAUCGAAGCAAGGCUGGGGCCCUGACUCUGGGUCCCUUACACACCAUGUGCCAUUCUUAGUUUUACAGACCAGAACAGUAUUUUUCUAGCUCUGCUGGGGGCUGAUGAGUGUGAUGACGAUGGGCUGUGUGUGGUGUUUGUCCUGUCAGUGGCAGGGGUCUGAGAGUUGAGACAUCAGGUCCCUUCUCCCACCCAGUCUGCUCUCAUCUGUCCUUGUGAAUCUGACAUCGUGAUGUUCUAGAGGAGGCUUUGGCCCAAGUAUCUCUGAAGAUGGUCCUGGACACUGGGAAUAGAGUGUGUUCUGUAAAUGAAAGUGCUGUAUGUUUUGUUAAUGCCAAUUCAGUUACUGUUAUUACCGCCCAAUUGUAGAACAUAUUGGUCAAUAUUGCAUUAAAUGCAGAUUUCAAAUCUA